Molecule: messenger RNA, 237 nt
Organism: Dovyalis caffra
Lineage: Eukaryota; Viridiplantae; Streptophyta; Magnoliopsida; Malpighiales; Salicaceae
Source: the annotation of a GenBank genome assembly
AUGCGUUUUCUAUCUGGCACGGGCUAUAACAAAGGCUUUUGGGUGAGGAGAUUUGAACAGAUAGGCCUUAUAAUGAGAUGGGUGAAGUAUCAGAAUGGGCCUAAUUCAAUGAAUAACCCAAUAAAUGAGUUAAAUGGAGACUGCCGUAUUGCUUAUAUACAUGUAGCAUCUUCAGAGAACAAGAAUGGGAAGAAGCAGGAAAGCGUACAGAAUGGUCAGCUUGUGUUCAAGGAUUAA